AAGAAAUGGUGGGAAAAUAUGUCAAAACUCGAUGAGACAAACAUUUCAGAUGUGAUUUCUUAUUUGCCCUAUAAGGAUGAUAUCCAACGCGAAAUUGACUUCGCAAAGCGCACCCAUCUAACACUAGGACCUGAUAUAAAGCGGGCAUUAACACAUUUUACAGAAUAUCCCCAUUACGAAAAAAGGUUCCUUGCAAUUAAAGGUGUAUUAAAUGCGUUUGAGUUAGAUUCGGUGACCGAUGUAAAAUUUCAUCGUGCAAUUUGUGCAUUUGAUAAGUUGUGUAAAAAAGAUGAAGGACUGUUGUUGAAAGAUGUUGAUGAAGCUGUUCAAAUUUUGAGAGAAGCAACGCAUGAAAUAGACGAUGAUCUUAUUCUCAUCAUAGAGGAACUUGUACGUUCGUCCUCAUUAGUAGAAUUUUUACGAGAAGUCGUAAAUGAGGAUCUCCGUAAUCUUAUCGAUGCCGUAGAGGAGCAUUCUGAGCAAUUUGUUUGUGAAUCAACUGUUUCCGAUUUGAUUGAUAUAAAUCAGUUUUUACUUCCAGUACUGAAAAUUAAUUUUGACAAGAACGUUAAAUCGUUUAUUGACAAAUUUACAAGGAGUUAUGCAAAUUGCCGGAUAAAGCAGAUUCCUGCUAAGAUCCGAAUGUGCAUGGAUAAUGUCCAUAGCUUGAGGUCUUUAUACUAUAAUGUCGCAAACAAAGAGGAAAAUACUAAAGAGGUCAUCAAAAUGAUAAAUACCGCUGGUGUAUUUCGAAUCUAUGUGCACAAAAGGCCAUGUGAGUUGAGAGUUGAAUGCAAACAGGAUAAAAAGGCAUAUGAAUACAGUCGCCCCCGUCUUAGUGACCUGAGAAGCCGUGCGUUACUAAUCAUGAGCACAGAAGAAAAGCGACAUUCUGGGCGAAAGGAUACUCAACGGUCAAAACUGACUGAACAUUUAUCAAAUUUUUCGUCACUAGUCGAUAUUUUGUUUGCAAUAGUAGACAAGAUUGAUUCUCUGAAGGCCCUUGGACAUUUUUCUUGGUUUAGUUGUGUUAUGCAGUUGGUCAAACCAAAGGAAGCUAAAUACAUUCUAGAUAGCCUGACAAAAGAUCUGUCUUACUGGGGAUCUAUACUGAAACAUUGCAGAGGGCAGUUUUACUUUAUGAAUUAUAUAUCAUCUGAACACCUGCCUCUAGUUCUGUCGUUCCUGGAACAAGGAGAUAAUGAAAACACAGUGUUCAAUAUACUUAAGUUCAUAAACCCAGGCGUAAAUCCGUCUCAUCUAGUCGAUCUCCGUAAAACUUACAAUGCAAUGACCAUGGGAGACAUCAUAGAAGAAAAACUCCAUAAAAUAGGUCAUUGUAUCCAGAUUGUUUUUCAAAUGUUAUCCCCGAUGAGAAGGACCUUUGCUGAAAAAGAACGCAGUCAUGUGAAAUUAAAAGAUACUGUAUUAGAAGGUAAACUUCACAUUUCUGUUUUAGAACAAGGAAGCCGAUCAGUUCUUCAUACUGUUCUAGCGCUAUAUCAAAAUACAACAGGACUCUUACCGGAAGCUAACCAGCUAUUAUUUUGCAACAAGAAAACGACACAAGAUGAAUUGUAUUUGCUAAUCAACCGAUGUUUAGUUCUAAGAAAAGGUCCGUUACAAAGAAGGUUAUUUUGCAUCGUAAAUGCUGAACAGCUUUCAUACGAGCUGCAAUUCAAACUUACCAGUCUACUUCAAAGCCUUGCCAGAGAAGAAAAAAUUCUCUUAGCAGUCGUUUGCACAGGUAGAGAUCAGUGUUCUUUUCUUGAAAGGUUCCAUGACAAUAUAAUUGGCAUAAGACCAUUAACUGAAUUACAGUUGAGGACAUGCUUUGAAUCAAAAUGGCCAGAUGUCACCACUGUUACGUCUGAUAUACCCGGGCAAGGAAAAACAGAAACUGUACAUGACAUUGCAUCAAAGCAUGAAAAAAGCGUGAGAACUCUUCAUUUGAGUGGUUUGUUUGACAAAAGCAAAAUUGUACAGCAACUUCUAGAUCUUGAAUUGAGACAACAUCAUUUGUUACACAUUGAUAUUGGUAUGAUUAAUGAUCCGAUGGCAUUAGAUUUGUUACUUUUUCAAUUGAUUGUGACAGGGUUUGUCACUGAGGGAACCAGUGCCUAUGCUAUCCCAACUUCAUUCAUUUGCAUAGAAGUGGCCAACUCAAUCAACAAUACUCUGAUAGACAGUUUGUCUACGGCAAUUCAUUUUAAGCGCAAAGAUUUACAGUGGAAAGAAUAUGAAAAUAUGAAAAUUUCGUCAGAUGUGAACAGUCCUCUACAGGUAGUGUGUCAAUACUUUGAUCAUUUGGAAGCAUCCAGGAUAGACAGCACAGAUAUAUAUUUCCAUGGAAUUAGCAAGGUAUCUCCUCUCAGCAGCAAGCGAUGCAUCCAUUUACUUCAGAAAUAUUUCUCAUCUGCAAGUGACAUGUCUUUCACACUAGUAGGAAUUUUUAUAAACGUUCUUGCUGAUCAACUGAAAAAGAUGUCUGCAAGUAUAUUUUUCAGACAAUCAAGCAUUAAUUCAAUUUUUGGAGAUAUUGGUGAUCACAACUUAAAGUCAAAUCUUGUCAAAGUCAUGAUCGAGGUUUCAAAGGAAUUCGCAACGAGAUCAAUAGGUACUUGUCGCUCCUCUCAGUCUGCAGUCGUCUUAAACACUCGAAAUGAAAACAAUAAUGGCGAAAAAUCAAGCACUGCAACGAACCUUGCGGAGAGAGUUCAGGGGAUGAUCCAAUGGGAGGAAAGUAAUCACCUUGUCGUGAUAUUCCACCAUGAUAUGCAAACUGUGUCCGCUUUGUUCAGAAAACUACAUCACGUUCCAACAAAUGUUAAAACGCUUUUUCAGAGUCAGAUGAAAAAAGAUCUCGAUAAUCUAGAGAAGGCAUCAGUUGAAGAUCUUCAGCGUAUCAUUGUAAGAUUCGCGUGUAAAAGUGUUCCCCAAAAUGAAAUGCUGUCAAAUCUGGCGCUGUCUUACGCAUUGACACCUGAUAAUCUCCUGAAAAUGAUUUUAGUUGUUAUGAGACUACAAUCAAAAGUUCCAGUUGUUAUCAUGGGUGAAACUGGAUGUGGAAAAACGUCUCUUGUCAAAUAUCUGUCUACUAUUUCCGGAAUCAAAUUAGACGUUUUGAGUAUUCAUGCGGGAACAACAGAAGAUGAAAUUAUAACAACAAUUGAUUCCAUUCAACACCAAGCAAAUGAUAACUUAGCCAUUCGAAGAUGGCUGUUCCUGGAUGAAAUAAACACAUGUGACCACCUAGGUGUUAUUACAGAUUUGUUGUGUCACCAUCGUUACCACGGGAAACCGCUGUUGCCAAAUAUAUCUGUAAUCGCAGCAUGUAAUCCAUACCGCUUAAGACCUAAGGAUGCAGUUUACACAGAAGGACUGCAGGGGAAAAUAAGGGAAGAUGAACUAUCCAGAUUAGUGUAUAGAGUACACCCCCUUCCAGAAUCACUUAUUGAUUUUGUUUGGGAUUAUGGUAGAUUAAGCGAUAGUGAUGAACAGAGGUAUAUAAAAACAAUAGCCGGUAAUGUACUGAAAUCACCAUCCUUAUCAGCCACACUUCCUGAAUUACUGGUAAUGUCCCAGAUGUUUACAAGAGACCUGGAGCAUACAGACUAUUCGGUAAGUCUUCGUGAUGUCGACCGGACAAUACGACUUGUGAAAUGGUUCAAAGAUAUGUUAUCAACGAAGUCUGACGUACACGUUGGGGAGGAGUCACUAGAAAUGAAUGCAGUUAUUUUAGCGAUGGCCAUGUCAUAUCAAAGCAGAAUUUGCAAUACAGCUAGACGGAAAGACUACGUACGCAAAAUGGCGUCGGUUAUUUGUAAGUAUUACACGCCCAUGAGUGAAACUCGUGUCACACAAAUAAUAAUAACCGAACAAAAUGAUAUUCUAGACAGAAUGGAGAUACCAGAAGGUAUAGCUCGCAAUAUAGCUCUACGGGAAAACGUGUUUGUUACAUUUGUUAGCAUUUUAAAUAAAAUCCCGGUAUUCAUCGUUGGAAAACCUGGUUGCAGCAAAUCGCUGUCAAUACAACUAAUCCGUAGUAACCUGCGCGGAAAGGAUUCAAAAGAUGACUUCUUCAAGAAACUCCCGCAACUGUUCUGUGUAUCGUUUCAGGGAUCUGAAUCAUCCACAUCUGAUGGAAUUGUAAAGGUAUUUGAAAAAGCAAAACGCUAUCAGGAUCGUAACACAUCCGGCAACGUUUUGUCAGUCGUUAUCUUGGAUGAGAUCGGUCUUGCAGAAAUAUCAAGAUUUAAUCCAUUAAAAGUACUUCAUGGUCUACUAGAACCUAAUGGAAAAAAGAAUCCAGAUGUUGCUGUAGUGGGAAUAUCAAAUUGGGCUCUUGAUGCAGCUAAGAUGAACCGCGCUAUACAUCUCUCAAGGCCUGAAAUGGAUGCCGAGGAACUGUAUGAAACCGCCAAAUCAAUUAGCGAGUCUUUGACCACAGAACCCCGAUACUCAUCAACUCUCUGGAGCUUCGACGAAUCACGUUUUCUUAGAGACGAUGUUUUACUCACUCUGAAAGCUUUAGCAUGCGCUUUCAACGAGUACAACUGUGAAUCAGAGAUUCAAAAACUUUCAUGGCUUGAGGGAUUAUUAUUCUCUUAUAAAAUACAUCAGUAUAUGAUAAGUACAUUUCAGAAGCAUCUAAAUGCAAUUGCCAUGAGCCUAACUCCUGUUCUGGAACUUAUAAAGGCUAACGUACAUGAUGCGUCUUGUCGCCAUCUAAUGCUUAUAACACAUGGAGAUGCCGUUGUCGGCAAGGUAGGCCAGCUACUGAAAGAAUGUGGGAAAGAAUAUGUAAUUAUAUUCGGAAGUCAGUUUGAAGACGACUUGACAGACGAUUAUAACUAUCGUAUCUUGAGCAGAAUCAUCCUGUGUAUGGAACAAGGAAUAGUGUUGAUAUUGAAAGAUCUUGAGAAUAUCUAUGGCAGUUUGUAUGAUAUGCUGAAUCAGAACUACACCGUUGUAGGAAAAAAGAAGAAUUGUAGGGUAGCACUGGGCCCGUACAGUAACCCUAUGUGUCAUGUAAAUGAUGAUUUUAAGUGCAUUGUUCUAGUGGAAGAGUCGAAUUUGGACAUUUCAGAUCCACCAUUUCUAAACAGGUUUGAAAAGCAACAAUUUCGAUUUGUUGACAUGAUUUCGACCGACGACAAAAAGGCUGUAUCAGAAUUACAGACUAUAUUACAUGCUUUUGUUGAACUUCCUGACAGGCUCUUUACUGUUUCAAGAGCCUUGCCGAUUCAUGAUACAGAUGUGCUAUUUUCACUUCUUCUCAAUAUUAAGCAAACAACGAAUGCACCUAAGAUUGGUGAUGUCAUCAGAAUAUGUUUGCGUCGUAUUCUUCCACUAGUUUUCCCAGAAGCAAUCCUUAGAGCUACCCGAUCGACGUUAUCGCGUGAGGAACCAACAACAGUACAAAUAUUGGUAGAAGAGUACAUCCGGCUUCCUUUACAUGAAGGUCUUGAGUCGUUCUUAAUCAACCAACAAAUACUCUACAACAUGCCUCACUCGGAAUGCAUGCAAACAAAUCAAAAUGAAGACAUGUUUGUCAUAUUUACCCAUAGUAGUAUGCAUAUUAACAUCAACAACCUUCUGAAAUGUCAUACAUUGAGCGUUGAGAAAAUCGGAGCGUUUAAGUCGGAAAGGGACUUAGCAAAAGCGAUAGAAAACUUCUUUGAAGGUGAAUCUGAAUAUCUUUUUCUCCAGUUCGAUUCUAGAUAUGACAUGCAGCAUUUCCUUCUCACAAAAACUACUGUUGAACAAAAAGCAAAGGAAAAUGUGAGAAAUUCCUCAGAACAACAACCUCACAAGUAUGUAUAUUUAAUUGUUCAUCUCGGUAUUAGCGAAAACGGGGACUCAUCUACCUCACAAAUGCAUUUCAUGUCCGGGUGGAAUAUUGUUACGCUGGACACUCUUGAAAAAAAAAAAUGUUUUUUGGACCUCCAUGGACGAUCUCUUACAGAGAUAAUCUCGGAUAUGCGUCCAUUACAUUCUGUUAUCAAAGAACAAUUACUAUGGGCAUUUACGCGCAUACAAUAUAGUCAUGAAGAUCGCCAUAUAGACGAAUUAGAGCAUGCAUUAGGGCAGCUACAAUCGUCUUCUCUUCUGUUGAAAAUGAUCGACGAUUUCGUAAUUUCCAAAGUCGGAAAUCUAAUAGAGGAUGACAUUGAUUGGGAAUUCAAUAUCGCAUGCGAUGAACACGCAUUGAACAGUGCGGGUACAUAUAUUGGAGCUAUUGAAAGCCAUAUCCUAGACAUUAUCAGAAAACCAGUAGCUGUGUUUGUGUUUAAGAUGGAGGAAGAAGGGUGCCUAGAGUCUUUAUUUAUUGAAGAUGCCCAAAGCAGUGAUAGGCGAAAAACGUGGGAGAGUCUUGCUAGUAAGAGAGAAUUUUGCAAUUUCGAAAACAUCCCAUUGCCAUCAGGUCCGGAGUGUUAUAGCUGUACAACACCUGCAAUGGUGCGUAAUGCACCAUUCAGUUACCGCAUAAUAAUGCAAAUAGAAGAUUUAAAGGAUGACUUUCUACACACUCUUAGAAAAGUUAAGGCUCAGAGCAAAGAGUAUGAAGACGACGAUGAAUAUCCCAUCGAACUCGUCCACGCUGUUUUGGAUGGAUACAGGGAUAUUAUUACCUCAAACACACAGUUAGAUGAAUUAUAUCAGGCUGGAUAUCAAGGAAUGGUCCAUGAUUAUUUCCAUGAUUUUUGCAAUCAUAUGACUUUAUCAUUUUCAUCAAAUGACAAAAGAGCAGCGGAUUCGUUACAAUGGGCAAUUAAUAGCCUAAUAUCAUGGGAAAAAGAGUCAUUUGUAGAUUCAGUCAUCUUGUUGCAUGCAAUAUACUGGACGUACAUGGAUAGGUUAGACUGCAUUGUGAAAAUCCUUGCUCUAGGUUGUACCAUUGGAUCUGAAGAUAUGCACCUGCAGGAUAUCACUUCAGAACUCGUUUCGAGCAAAACCAAAUUGGAUACUUUGGAAGAGGAAUGUCCUGCGCUUAAUAUGACCGAACAAGACUAUCAAGAAGAUGAUGAACUAAAGGAUGCGUACGGAAUAGAAACUUCAACGGAAAUAAGUGACGAUUCAACAUCUGAAUUCGUAUCUGAAUUGGACAUGAUAGAUAAACUGGUUUUUCUUCUUGGCAAUAUGCUGAUACCUACAAAAAACAAUAUAGAUACAAUAGGUUUCGAGAAGUGGCAGCACAGCGUAAGUCGUGCAUUGCCUUUGAUAGGUCAAGUAUCUGCUGAUCUAUCUAUAAACCACAAGCUUCGCUUCUGCUCAGAUCUCACCUCACUUAUGAUAGUUCCGUACAACCUCAAUGUAAGUCUACUGACAGACAUUGGAGACCGCCUGGACCAUUCUGAACUAAACGACAAAGACAUAUUUUCUUGCGUAAUGAACUUUCUUCAGGAAUUAAGAAAUCAUAAGAGUAACAUUCCAUCUGUGAAGUUAAAGAAGAUUAUAUCACUGUAUCUCUACAGAUGUAUCCAAACGCAAUCAGAAAGCGACGAUAUAUUCAUCUUGUUUUUAGAAUGGGUCGAGCACGAAAAUGCCACUACUAGUCUCCUUCUGCCAGAUUUCCAUUUCAUAGGAUCUAUACUCCAGCUUGCGAUAGCGUCACAGCAAGCAGACGAUGAAGAUCCGUUUUUAUCCUUACUUGAUGGAUAUGAUCGAUGGAAAAACAAUGAACUAUGCACAGUCCUUGAUCAUUGUCUUGGUACAAUUUCUCACAAAGGGAUGCUGUUUGAAGGGCUAAGUAUUCUCUUGGUGCAAAUUAUUCAAAAAUUAGUUUUCCAGGAAGAUGAAGUGGAAAGACCUUGUAGCCAUGCAUGUGCGGAGACAUUAGAACGGGCCUUGAUGAUGGUGUCAACUGAUAGUGAAGACAAGGUUCCCUUGGUAGAAAUAGCUAAUGCUGCUUUAAUUCGCCAAACACUUGAUCUUUCUGCAGAUAUGGUGUGUUUGAAUGACUUUAGCAUAGAUGAUAAUCAGUCAUUGCUGCAGAACUUAAAUGCUUUAUUAGAACCAUCGAAUGCUUGUGAGGAUUACAUGCAACAUGGACCUUUGCUUUAUUUCCUGAGAAGAUUGAAACAAAACUAUGGACUUCGCAAAACCCAAAAUCUUUGUGAUCGCUUAUCACUAACAAUGUCAACAAUUAAACAAAUUGAAUGGACAAAAGAUCUUUCAACUGUUUGUUUAGAAUUUAAUCCAUUGGAAUUCUAUUGUUCAGAAGAAUCAGCAAAAAAAGUCGAUGAUGCAUGUGGUAAAUGGGUCGACUCCAAAGAACAGUUAAAAUCUUUUUGUGAUCAAAUAGCAACAGAAGUUGAUUUGAUACUUCAUAUCGAAAGGAUCAUCUCUGCAAUAUUUCUGAAGAGGACAUUUGUGCCCAUGCCAGACUCCGCAAACAAAUUUAUAGACGCAAUAUAUCAGAUGUUGCCUAUAGAGAGCAUUCCAAAGGAGCAUGCAGAAGUGUUGCCGUAUUUAUGCGGUGAUCGUGACUUUAACCACUACCUCUUUCAUCUCAGCACUGAAACUGCUGAACCGGAUCCACAAAUCGUCUCUGUUUUGCUACAUUUGAUGUGUAUAACAACAUUGUAUGGAAAUUCGGGACACAUUUUCUAUGAAUGCAUUCAUACUCCUGGCCAGUUUACUCAUCACCCAGCGCAGAUUGGAAAGGAAAACAUGACACAGGAUAUCGGGGAAACAAGCUCUUACAGAGAAUGUCUUUGUAGAGUGAUUUAUGUUGCAUCUACAAGUAUAUGUCCAUUAUGUCAAAAGAAGCAAAACCCUACUGUAAAUAAAACAGUUACACGAGUGUUAAAUGACUACAGAAGACAGGCAGAUGCAUUGGCACCAUAUGUGAUAUACAGAUUACUGGUCAACGCAAGUCUGAUAUGCUCCCUUGCUUUACGCAAAUGCAACGGAUCCAUGAUUUCAGCAAUAGUCAUUUCAGAUGACGAUGAAUCCAGCGUGCCAAGUGCUCUUCACUCUCUUGUCAUGACAGACUGGGACAGAUUACGUAAUCAGCUGAACGUAAGUCAUGCAGAUUUAAGUUGUCUUUUAAAUCUAUUUCUUGGCACCAACAAGGAUGUUUUUCUGCAACUUCAUCUUCCAAGUGAUAGCAAUUUUGACAAAGAUUUGCAAUUGUUUACGAAAUGUUGUAACGAUUUUUUAAACAAACGGCAAGCAACGUUAAACGAAUACCGCAGAGAAUUCGCGUCGCGAAGGGGUCUCCAAGACAAGAUUGAGCAUGUACUUGAGACCGAUAACGGGUACACACUGUACGGAUUAAAGAGCAAUACAUCGGUAGAAAGCCUUGCCGCUGAACUUUCACUACUUUCCCCGUCCGAACACGCGUUUUUGCGUGUAGUAUUAAAUAACCGACAUCUUCUCUCACUUCCAAAAUACAUCACAGACAUUUUGAAAUGGCAAUUUGCAGUAGUGAAUAGCAUGAGUUACAAAGUAAGAAAACUUCAGUGUACAGAACAAACCGUCGCGAAAUUUCUCAGUAUGGUCGCUGAAGAUGACUCAAACGCAACAUUAAAACGAAAAUUUGGCAAUUUCAAAAAUGCAUGGAACAUACUAAAAGAACAUAGGCAUUUGCUGUUAGAAUUAUCGGAUUCACUGCCCGAAAUGGAAUUAAUGACGAUGAGUUCAAGUGCUGCAAGCUGUUUGAUUAUUGACAAAAACUCGGUAAUUUACCAAGUUUUGGAAAUACUUAUUUCCGUACAAAACAACAUUCUUAUUGAAGCAAUGAAUCUUUCACAUUCGAAGGACCAUCCUGACUUUACCAUCCUAUCAUGUGGUUCAGAUGCAGCUGCAGUACGGUGCGUGUCUCUUCUCAAUGUCACCCCGUCCGAUAUAAUAUCCUUCAGGUGGACCGAUGACUACUUGCGGUUUUCACAGUGUAAACCUAACACAGAAAAUGGUAGAAGUACGCUGUACGAUUUUCAUAAGAUAGAAAUGGAAGCUGUUCAUGAGCUUAUUUUCAGGAAGUCUUUUAUCACAAACAUAGAGGCCAUUCCUGUUAUUGUGUUCGCCGAUGAACUGUUCAAGAACAGCAUAACUUUGCUGCAUCGAAUCAAUGACAAAAUAAGCCCACAGGUGCCCCUUACAAUUGAACUCAAAAGAGGGAUUGAGUUAAAAAGCAAACGAAACACUUCUUAUACUAUUCAACUUCUUUCUCAGAUAGGAAUAGUACUAUCUCUACUGAACAAAACUGGAGGGAAAUCCGAGAUAUCCCUUGUCGACUAUCUUAUGAUAUGGAAGAAUUAUGUUGAUUUCAAAGAAAUAACGAACCUUCUACCGGAGCCAGAAAACUCCCUCAAACUUUGUCAUGUCGUUGCAUUGUAUGAGCACAUGGAAUUCAAAAGCGGAGACGAAAUCAGCGAUACACUUGAUGUAAAGCUACGUGUACAUUUGCCAAGUGAAGUCAGGCAACACUUCACAACAGUAGAGCAACAACAGUCGUCUCUGGAGAUAGUGGACAGAGCGCUGAAAUUAUUUGUACAUAGGAACUUUUCAGCACAUGACAUGAGUAUUGAAUUGCACCGACCUUUGAUCAAAUAUCUAAUGGACCCAAUAUAUUGGAGGUCUGACAUUGACGUUAGCAAUGGAGCCAUAGACGAGACUAGUAAGGAAGCAAUGGCUCUACGACAGGUGCUCUCACCAGAGUGUCUAGGGGAACAUUUAUAUGAAACGAUGGAGCUAGUCAAACAAGCAAUUGCAGACAAACAAGCAUGCGAGAUACGAAUAUCCUCAGCAGCUGCGGUGUUCAAAGAGAAGAUGGCAACUCGUACACAACCUGUGCGAAGACGGAAGAAAGUAACGUCGAAACUGAUUGGGAAGACGUAAGGUUCCAGUAAUGUUAAACAUUGAACUGCGCAAGUAGCUGGAUAAGGUCAUCGUCAAAUCUUCGAAAGGAACUCUUUAAUUGAUUGUAAACCUUUAUAUAGUUAGGGGUUAUUGCAUUGCUGUGCUUUCAUGCUUUGAUAUUGUGUUAACUGAAGAUAAGUAGGAUUGAUUUAUAUAGUAUAUACUGUGGUUACUGUGGUAUAUCAAUAUCGUAUUUUGGUCAAGCUCGACCAGGUGCAAAAAUAUCAAAGCGGUAGAAAAAGUGUGUUAAGAGAAAUCCUGAUAGUGUAUUCAGGUCAGAUUGUGCAUAGUACAUUGUACACACAAAAGUGUUUCUUGCAAGGUCAUAUAUUUUUAACGUACUAACACUCUAAAUGUAUUUUUCCAUUUUGAAACACAUGGCAUAUUGUAUGCCAUUGCCAUGGGUACGAGUGAAGAAGCUUUAUUUAAAGUCG
This is a messenger RNA of Pecten maximus, 11303 nucleotides long. Its product is annotated as E3 ubiquitin-protein ligase RNF213-like. Gene Ontology annotation, molecular function: ATP binding; ATP hydrolysis activity; ubiquitin-protein transferase activity. NCBI's taxonomy places the organism in Eukaryota, Metazoa, Mollusca, Bivalvia, Pectinida, Pectinidae. The record is from RefSeq and is a predicted model, not a curated record.